AUUUUUUUGAGUUUUCACAUUUUUGACAGUUUAUCAGUUUACUCCACAGGUUUACUCUUUUUUAUGUUCUCUGUGGUUUCCUUUCUUUUUGGUAAACUUUGAUUCAAUCAAACAUGCCUUCCGUUACUUUAAAGGACGUCGAUCAACACAAGUUUGUAAAAGCUUUUGCCCAGUUCCUUAAAAAAACUGGUAAACUGCGUGUCCCAGAAUGGGUUGACUUAGUUAAAACUUCUAGAGCCAAAGAAUUGGCUCCCUAUGAUCCUGACUGGUACUAUGUUCGUUGUGCUGCUGUGGUCAGGCAUAUCUACAUCAGGUCCCCCAUUGGUGUUGGAUCUGUAACCAAAAUCUUUGGUUCCCGUAAACGUAACGGAACCAAACCUUCUCAUUUUUGCCGGUCGGCAGGCAGUAUUGCACGCAAAUCAUUGCAAAGUUUAGAAGGUUUAAAACUGAUUGAAAAAACUCCCGAUGGCGGACGAAAGUUGACACAACAAGGAAGAAGGGAUGUAGAUCGUUUGGCUGGACAAAUUAAGGCUAACGAAAGGAAGGCCCUUAAAGCCAGCGCUGUUCUUACUUUGUAAUUAAGAAAAUAAAAUUUAUUAAAUUAAACUAGGUAACAAUUU
Sitophilus oryzae (rice weevil) is the source of this 620-nucleotide messenger RNA. It is a transcript of the gene RpS19a, whose product is annotated as 40S ribosomal protein S19. The record is from RefSeq and is a predicted model, not a curated record. Gene Ontology annotation, biological process: ribosomal small subunit assembly; translation. NCBI's taxonomy places the organism in Eukaryota, Metazoa, Arthropoda, Insecta, Coleoptera, Curculionidae. Gene Ontology annotation, cellular component: cytosolic small ribosomal subunit; ribosome. Gene Ontology annotation, molecular function: RNA binding; structural constituent of ribosome. The coding region runs from base 114 to 578 and encodes 154 amino acids. The transcript has 4 exons.